UAUUUCCUUUCCUCGCUGUAAAUGGACAAGUGCGUGCGCGAGCUCUGGCUGAAUUCAAGUCACCAACGGUCGCAAACUUUACUCACAAACAGCGUUUAACUUUCAUUUUAAGGCAGGCAAUAGAUAAGCGGUUAACGAAUUAGGUCAGAGUGUUGUUUCUGAGCAGCCUCGGUGUGUUUUAGUCGUUUGUUUGAGGCGUAAACAGUGCAAAAGAGGAGUUGUGGGUGGGUUUGGCGGUUAUGGCAGCACCGCGACCCAUUAAAGGGAUUCUGAAGAACAAAUCCAGUAUCAAAGGCCGACCUGAAGAGCCAGUCCAGGAAACUCCAGAACCAGGACCCCCUAUAAACUCUGAAGACGACCAACAGAAGAAGUCACAGAAAUGGGAUGAAAUGAAUAUUUUGGCCACAUAUCACCCGGCAGAUAAGGACUAUGGGCUGAUGAAGAUAGACGAACCCAGUACACCAUACAACAGGAUGGUUGCAGAUGACGAAGAUGAGGGGGCGCUCAGUGAUUCGGACGGGAACACAGUCCUACACGGAGACGACCUCGCUAAGAAGCUGGAGGCAGCGGUGGAGGGGGCGGAGUCUCGCUUCAUGGAGGAGCCAGAAGAGGAGAGCAGUGAGGAAGAGGAGGAGGAGUUGAGUCCGGAGGAGCGAGCCAGAAAGAAGCAGUUUCAGAUGUUGAGGAAGAUACACUAUAAUGAAGGUAUGAACAUUAAACUAGCCCGACAACUAAUCGCCAAUGAGCUGGAAGAGGAGGAAGAUGAGGACGAAGAGAUGAAGGACGACACAGAGACCGAGGACAUCAGCGUUGACCCCCCGCAAGAUGCUGAUUCCUUGGAUUCAUAAGGAUGUGAAGAUGUGUCCUGUGACUCCUGCCUUGUGUCAUGGACCUCUGGAAGGUGCGGUGUCAUCACCGGUUUGGAUUCAGCUCCAGGACCCCCCUCACCCUGUGUAUUACACCAACACCACAAUGCCACACAUAUCAACCAGCUCCCUCAUUUGCCAAACGUCUAUCGCCGUCAUGCUAUGAAUCGAGACUGUUAUCAAACCGCCCCAGGCCUGGACUUCUCCCUCGUCCUGUGGCCGAGAGCUGGGAUCUCCAAGCCCAAGUGAGCUUGACCCCAGCAAACCAUACUGAUUCUCUUCUUUCCCAGCACCACUGUUACUGAUAAGUGAGUUUAAUGCCAUGUGAACAAGCUGGUGGUUUAGCAUGCACUGGUAAAGGGGGACUGAUGUGGUCUUGGGCUUUGACACACACACACACACACACACACACACACACACACACACACACACACACACAGAGCCCGUAUUAAACCGCUCACAUGAGCUCUACUGUAUGCAUGGCUUCUGAAAACCAUGUUUAAUUACAUUGGCACUAAUUGUAUUUGCCCUGUGUUUGAAUUAACAGGUGAGUAUUACAUACCUAGCUGUAAAACUACUGAUCUGUAGACUGACCCUAUGGCCGUCUCUGUUGCUUUUACAAAACUACAACAGCUUUAAUAGAUGCUGAAGGGAUCUGGAGGUUUUUGUCUUGGCGUCCUUAUUGAGCUUUGUUUGUUUUGAUUGCCUUUUUUUUAAAACUCUAUUAUAAUGGGGUUAUUUCUUUUUAUGAUCUCUGAACAAAAUAACUAUAGUGCAGUAUCAAAUAAAUAAAUAAAUUUGACCCAAGCAAAUUGAUCUUUAAAAUGGCUGGUAUUCUGGUGUAUUUUGUCAAUUUAUAGUCAAACUCACACAUAUGCGUGUUGUGUGUAUAUAGAUAUAUAUAUAUAUAAAAAGAAGCUACAAUGGGUGAAUGUCGGAAAACCUUGCAAUAACUUGUCAUAUUUGGCGCCAAAGUCAAAAGGAAAAAAUUAAUUAUAUUUUGUAUAAAACAUUUAAGUACCAUAUUACAGUAAUGAGUCAGAAUAUUCUGUGCAUUGCAGUGAGUUAUCGUUACUGUAAUGCAUAAAAGAUUCUGAUGCAUCAUAUAUGUGUUAUUUACACAAACAAAACAUUAUUCAGACUCAUUACUUUAAUGCAAAAAGGUAAUUCAGAAUCAUUACCGUAAUGCUAAAAAAUUGGUACUCAUUACCGUAAUGCUAAAAUAUCGACUCAAUCGCAAUAUGCAGAAAACUAUAUUGCUAUUGACUCCGAUUUUUUUUUGUCGCAUAAAACAUCCAGAUGCAUUACAGUAAUGAUUAUGAAAUAUUUUUUUAAUGAAAAAACAUUUCCAUUUUAAUGAAAAAACAAACAAACAGUUAAAGUAUAAUAUUAAGGUUUUUUCUUUCUUUCUUUUUUUUUUGUUCUUUUGAUUUGGUGAAGCUGUAUAUGUUCUUGACGGGUUUUAUGAAAUCCACCCAGAUAUCGACGCGGCAUUGCUUUUUGGAAACAGUGCUUCAAUGCAACCGUAUCUGCCUGAAUGCAUUUUAAAGCAUUUUCUGGCUAAUGUAUUUAUUCUCAACCUAAAACCAGCACAAUCAUUCGUUUGAGAUCUGUUUUCUUUUUUUUAUGUUUAUUUCCAUCGUUGUGGAUGUUAAAUCAUUUUCACAUGCCCCUCCCUUAACUGAAUGAUGUCAAAAAAGUUCAAUUCUUGCAAUAUCUCAAAUGCAGUGUUGACACAUUGAACAAUUUAUUAAUUGGUUGUCUAUUUUUAAUAAGAAAUAUGAAACGCCUGGUUUUGUCCUUCAUUGUCUCAUCAGUUAUUGACAUGGAUUACACUCAUUUUAAGUCAAAUAUAGUUUAAUACUAAAUUUGUUCAUUCUCAAGCACAAGUGAUUUUGAUUGUUGAACUUUCUCCGUAUGUAUUUUGUAAAAUGGCCAUUUAUGUGUUAAUUUUAUUCCUCAAGAUUCAUUUUUCUGUUUUUUUUUUUUUUUCUUAAAUAGAUGUGCAUGUUCUUCAAAUGAAAAUGUGCAUAUUUGUCAUCAUUAAAAUGUUGGUACAAAUGC
Messenger RNA from Pimephales promelas (fathead minnow), 2930 nucleotides. RefSeq names its product protein phosphatase 1, regulatory (inhibitor) subunit 2 (gene ppp1r2). The record is from RefSeq and is a predicted model, not a curated record. Gene Ontology annotation, molecular function: protein phosphatase inhibitor activity. Lineage: Eukaryota; Metazoa; Chordata; Actinopteri; Cypriniformes; Leuciscidae. Gene Ontology annotation, biological process: regulation of signal transduction.